This is a messenger RNA of Xiphias gladius (swordfish), 2275 nucleotides long. It is a transcript of the gene ska2, whose product is annotated as spindle and kinetochore associated complex subunit 2. Gene Ontology annotation, molecular function: microtubule binding. NCBI's taxonomy places the organism in Eukaryota, Metazoa, Chordata, Actinopteri, Istiophoriformes, Xiphiidae. Gene Ontology annotation, cellular component: spindle microtubule; outer kinetochore. The coding region runs from base 175 to 849 and encodes 224 amino acids. The transcript is spliced from 7 exons. The record is from RefSeq and is a predicted model, not a curated record. Gene Ontology annotation, biological process: cell division; chromosome segregation; mitotic cell cycle.
AUGUACGCCAUCUUUGAGUCCGGCAUCCAGUUCCUACAAUUCAUCCAUGCCAGCAACACGGCGCUCACACAGAGCAGAAUGGAGCUUCUCGUCUAACACAGCUGCCCAAUCGGCUCUCUCCAUUCCUGACAGCUGGCCAAUCACAGAGCCCUCAUCAGGCUGAAACUAUUCAACAUGGAGACAACAGUUGAGAAGCUUGAGGCGAUGUUCCUGAAGUCAGAGGCUGACCUGGAAUACAUUGAGAAGCGGCUGAAGCUGGACUUCAUCAACAGCUCUGCAGAGAAUGGAUGUCCUGCUGAGGAGAACCUGGCGGUGAUACUGGAGAACCUCAGGGCCCUCAAGGCCAAACACGCAACGUUGUGCUCCCAGGUGAAGGACAUUGCAGCUGCACAGAAACAGUCCAUGGACUCCAUCAGAAACCGCCUUGGCAGUGUCAUGAACCUGAUCCAAAACUUCCAACAGACUACAGAGGUGGAGGUUCAGCUGCUGACGGAGUCAGAGCAAGAUUCAGCAGAAGUCCUGGCUUCAUCCAUCAUUCAGACCACAAGAGAGCUGCCUCCUGCUGUAGCAGCUUUUGUCCAACAGCAGCCACUGAGCUGUGAAUAUGCGGAGCUGAGUGAAGCCAUGUUGGAGGCAGUUCCUUUCAGCAUGCGCUCCAACAUCAAACUGGCUGACCUCAAUAUGUUCUACCAGCAGCUGCAGCAGCACCUCAGCAAAAACAGUGGAUCCCUCAGUGUGCAGAAGAUGAAGCAUUUGAAGAUGAAGGUGAGCAAUGCCAAGCUGAAGGUCCUGCAGCACCUCUCUUUAGUUGAGCUGGACAGGAAAGGCCAUGUUCGUCUUGCAAUGUGAGGUGGAUCAACAGGUGGAUGUUAAGUGGACACUGUUGACACAGUGGGUGUUGCCCCAGGCUAUGCUGGGUGUACUGGAUUUGGCUACUUCUCCACCUGUUCCACAUGACCUGCAGUAUGAAAAGUGAACUAACUGAAGGAUCAAAUUGCAGACACUCCUGAGGUCACGGCCAGACCAGAUGUUUGUGGACACAUCAGUCAUAUUUUCAUUCCAAAUGCAGAUGUUUACUGUUUAAGAUCCACAAGUGAUACAAAAUGCAACACGAUUUCCACAUGAUAGUGCUCCAUUUUGACUAUGCCCUCUGCCUCCUACCUGUUCUUCAGUGCCAGUCAUCCCAAUGUGUUCCUCAUUAUUAAUUCACCUCCUGCUGAAUCCUUGCCAUGUGUGGUUUGGUUUUACCCUGAGCCUUUAUUAGCCAACAAAACCUAAUAAAGGCCAUUAAAACAAUAAUGUGCAUGUCAUUCACAAAUUUUAAUGAAGCAAGCAAAAACAAACAAAAAAGGGGAUUAUUUUCCUGUUUUUGGUUCAGCCAAUCACAAAAAAGAGGUGAAACAUGGCAUGUUGACAUAUUGUAAAGAAGUUGGAACACCUUAUUGUUAAUGUCUCACAGUAGCCUUUGAUAAAUUCGAUAAAAGGAUCAGCAUUUCAGACCCAAUUAGAAAUAAAAUGAGAACACUAGUAGUACUUCAUUCUCUGAUUGAAAUCCUGUUCCACCUUUGACAACACCCAACAACUGUUGCACCUGUAACCAACCAAAACAGUAAUGUCACAGGGUCCUGGAGUGCACAUCACUGCAUCAAGGUAAGUAGUGAAACCACUGUAAAGUCAGCAAAAACAAGAUUUUCAGGGGGUUUUAAGAUACACUUUUACUAGUUAAAUGAUCAAAAAGUGGACCAGCCGUGGCACUUCAUGGAAUGAGAGAGUCAGAGUGCCACAGUGGCACUGUCUGGUUUUUAUGACUACACUAGAUUGAUCUCAGGUGAACGACAGUCUUCUGACAGUGGAUUUGGACUGGUCUCUUUUGUCCAUCUAGCAGCUAUAAUGUGCAUGGCUGAUCAGAGUGGCUCACAUGUCCAAGUCAUAUUCUCUGGUAUCUGGUCCUUUAAUGGUAAAUGUAAAUACUUUUGAUGCAAAAAAUUUUCACAAUUUUGUGCUGUUUACUCCUUAUGGUAUUGGAACAAAAACACAGGUAAUGGCAAAACCAACUCUGAGGAUUGGUUUUUCCAGCAGGACAAUGCUCCAUGCCACACACUAUGUCAAUCAAGGUGUGGAUGAAGGACCACCUUGAUUGAUCAAGACCCUGUCAAGGCCAGCCCAAUCUCCAGAUCUGAACCCCAUUGAAAACCUCUGGAAUGUGAUCAAGAGGAAGAUGGAUGGUCAAAAGUCAUCAAACAAAGCUCAGUUGCUUGAAUUUUUGCACCAAGAG